Molecule: messenger RNA, 738 nt
Organism: Lasiodiplodia theobromae
Lineage: Eukaryota; Fungi; Ascomycota; Dothideomycetes; Botryosphaeriales; Botryosphaeriaceae
Exons: 1
Coding region: 1-738 (245 amino acids)
Source: RefSeq, a predicted model, not a curated record
AUGCUCCGAGUCCGUCCUCCCACACCCGCCCUCCCCAGUAUCCUCCACUUCAUCCUUGUCCCACGGAACUGUGCCGCCAUGUCUACCGAAAAUUCACAAGAGAGCCCUGCAGUCAUGUAUCAUCAAGCCCUCCGUUCAUUUCAUCGUCGCGAGCUCGGACUUCUUGCUGCGCGCAGAGUGGUGAAUAAUACCCUUCCGCUGCACUAUGAGUUGUACCCUGCGCAAAACCGCGUUGUGCUUUCCGUCACGUUGGAAUCUACCUCGCAACAUGAGAACUCUCAGGAGGACCGCAGCAUCCAGCGGGCGGGCCGUAUCUCUCAACACGAAGCCCCAGGCCAGUCCGCCCUUCCGCAGUCCAGAGCCCCAAACUCUGCUGCUCGUCCGAACGCCCCCUCUUCAGUCAAGAAGCGCAACUUGAGGGGGGCAACUUUUGCGGCCGACGACUACAUUCACGACAUCCGUGUAGCUGCGCAGCCCGAUAGCAGUGUCGAAAGCUACCUGGAUUGCUUCCACAAGGACGACACCGAGCUGAUCUUCCCUGGCAACUAUGAGCCUUCUCAGACAAGCUACGGCCUUCCUCAGCCCUCUGCUACUUCGUAUGGCCCUCCGCAGGACGCCCACUUGCAGCAUGCCGGUGCGGGCCAGGGCGGUUUUGGGCUUCAUACCCCGUUCCCCCCGCCGAGCGCCUUCAGAGAAUUUCCCUUUUCUCAUUACCACCCUGCACAGCACACCGAUUAG